AUGGCUGAGCUCGGGGCGAAGGAUGGACAGGCAGGGUCAGGACCGGGGGAGGCGGAGGAGGAGACAGUGGGGCAGGCCGGCACCCAGGUGCGUUCAUCGCAGCAGCGAUGGGCUUUACUCAAGGCUGCUAUCUUGCGAGCUCAACGGCAAGCGAAGGGCGGGUCAACCACAGAAGCGACCGCAGCCAGCGCGCCUGGUGUCGAGGGAAGCGUUCGCAGCAUAGCCUCCUACGGACUCGUACACCAGCUCGACAGCGCUCCAGCCACGGACAAAGCCGCUGGUCAUGCAGAUGACGGUGAUUUUGUCUUGCUCAAGAGCCAGCAUUUCCCUUGGGAGCAGCGCGUGUUUCUUCUUCGGCCCGUGGUCUCUCUGGAGGCCAUGAUGGGCUUCAACAACACUGGCAAUGUGUGCAUCUGGCCAGCUGAGGAGCUCUUGUGCCACGUCGUGCUGGCACAUCCAGAAUUGGUGGCCGGCAAGUCCGUACUGGAGCUUGGAGGCGGCAUGGCACCCAUUGCCGGACUUGCCUGCUUACAUGCCGGAGCAGCGAGUGUGCUGGUCACAGACGGGAAUCCACGCUCAGUCCAAGCCAUGCGUCGCACAAUGAGCCAGCUACCUUCUUCGGAGCAGAAGCGGCUGCAAGCCCAAGUCCUAGACUGGACAGAUGCCGCUGCUGUGGAUCAGUUGCAGGCAACUGCAGAUGUGGUACUGGCUGCAGAUUGCCUCUUCUUUACACAGGUGCACGAUUCGUUGGCCCGCCUCAUGGCCUCAGUGCUUCGACCCCAGGGGUUCGUGCUGUCCUCGGCACCCGAUCGCAAUGGUACUCGAGUACAGUUUCUGGCCGUAGCUCGAGGUGCUGGUCUGGCUGUGGUAGAGGAUUGCCCGAACCUUUUGGACGCCGCCGCGCAAGAGCAACUGCUGCAGACCAAGAAGCAACCCCUCUUCAAUGCAUCCCUCCACCUGGCACAUUUGGAUCGCUUGGCCUUUGCGUAGCUGCUGCCGUGACGGAUGGGUUGCCAUUCCCUUUGGCAUUGUACUUAACAAGGUGGCAGGGCCUUGAUCCAGGCAUACACAGAAUCAAACAAAUUAAUCAUCUGAUACG
This is a messenger RNA of Monosiga brevicollis MX1, 1099 nucleotides long. RefSeq lists its product as uncharacterized. Lineage: Eukaryota; Choanoflagellata; Craspedida; Salpingoecidae. Gene Ontology annotation, cellular component: cytoplasm. The record is from RefSeq and is a predicted model, not a curated record. Bases 1 to 990 code for a protein of 329 amino acids. Gene Ontology annotation, molecular function: calmodulin-lysine N-methyltransferase activity. The transcript is spliced from 6 exons.